AUGCCGCCAACCGAGCUUCCAGCCUCUGGCAACCCGCUAGUCUUCUUCGAUAUCACUCUUGGAGGCGAACCUCUGGGCCGCAUCAAGUUCGAGCUCUUCAAAGACGUGGUUCCCAAAACCGCCGAGAACUUCCGCCAGUUCUGCACCGGGGAGGCCAAGAACAGCGUCGGUCGCCCCCAGGGCUACAAGGGCUCCAAGUUCCACCGUAUUAUCCCCAAUUUCAUGUGCCAGGGCGGCGACUUUCUCAAUGGCGACGGCACCGGCUCCACCACCAUCUGGGGCUUCAAGGCGUUCGAGGACGAGAAUUUCAACCUGAAGCACGACCAGCCUGGCCUUCUCUCCAUGGCGAACGCUGGCCCCAACUCCAACGGGAGCCAGUUCUUCAUCACCACUGUCCCGACCCCAUUUUUAGACAACAAGCACGUGGUGUUUGGAAAGGUGGUUGAGGGGAUGGAUAUCGUGAAGAAGAUGGAGGCGACCAAGACCGGGUACCGAGGAAAGGACGUCCCCAAUAUGGACAUUGUCAUUUCUCAGUGCGGCGAGAUGUGA
This is a messenger RNA of Clonostachys byssicola, 549 nucleotides long. Lineage: Eukaryota; Fungi; Ascomycota; Sordariomycetes; Hypocreales; Bionectriaceae. The record is from the annotation of a GenBank genome assembly.